Suillus bovinus is the source of this 1826-nucleotide messenger RNA. RefSeq names its product cytochrome P450. Gene Ontology annotation, molecular function: oxidoreductase activity, acting on paired donors, with incorporation or reduction of molecular oxygen; monooxygenase activity; iron ion binding. The transcript is spliced from 13 exons. The record is from RefSeq and is a predicted model, not a curated record. NCBI's taxonomy places the organism in Eukaryota, Fungi, Basidiomycota, Agaricomycetes, Boletales, Suillaceae. The coding region runs from base 1 to 1452 and encodes 483 amino acids.
AUGCUCGACGAUCGACCCAGACUUUACUUGGCCACAUCGGCUUUGGCGCUGGCUGCCUUCACCUGUUACCGAAAAUAUCGGGACAAGCAAUCGGGCCCCCCACUUCCACCUGGUCCUACCCCCCUCCCAAUAUUGGGGAACAUUCUGAGUCUUGAUGUCGCUCGGCCUUGGCUGACCUUCAACGCCUGGAGGUCCACAUAUGGUGAUAUCAUUUAUGCUCGUCUCCUCAACAAGCCUGUGGUUGUGAUUAACUCUGAGGAGGUUGCGAAAGACCUUUUUGAAUGGCGUUCCACCAUUUAUUCGGAUAAACCCCAGUCCAUUGUUUAUGAACCCUUUGGUUCAGACUUCAACAUAGCGUUUAUGCCGUAUGGAGACAGGUGGCGCCUUCACCGACGAAUUUAUCAUCAGGCAUUUCGUCAAACUGAAGUACACACUUACCACGCUGUGCAACUGUGUUGCGCCCACAAAAUGUUGCUCCGUGUGCUACAGGACCCUAGUGAAUAUCCAAGACAUUUUGAGAUGUUUAACGCUUCUGUUGUAUUGUCUAUACUAUAUGAUUAUGAUCCGAAAGCCAGGGAUGAUCCCAUCAUCCACAUUAUGGAAACGUAUGCCGACCGGGUAGUCGCAAAUUUGACGCCAGGUCCUACUGUGAUACUCGAAACAUUCCCUUUCCUUUUGAAGCUACCUAAAUGGUUUCCUGGUGCCACAUUCAAGCGAGCAUCGCUGGAGUGUCUCAAGGCAGCCCAUGACGUAAAGGAAAUACCGUUCCAAAUUGUCAAAGAGAGAAUGUCUACCGGCGUCACGACACCUUGCUUCGUGGCUGAUGCUUUGAACAGGAUGGGACGUUUGGACAACGCCGUCAUUACAAGUGCAGUUAAGGAGGCUGCUUGUAUCGCAUUUGCAGCGUCAUUUGAAACGGCUACUUCCACAUUGCUCGUGUUCAUUCUUGCUAUGGUGCUCAAUCCAGACGUACAAGCCAAAGCGCAAGCAGAGAUUGAUGGAGUCGUUGGCAAAGAUAGACUCCCUGAUUUCAGUGACAGACCAGCGUUGCCUUACAUUGACGCUGUCUUACGUGAAACACUCAGAUGGCACCCUGUGGCUCCGUUUGGUUUCCCAGGCGCAACAACGACCAGUGACACCUACAAUGGCUACUUCAUCCCUAGAGCGUGUCAGGGGGCAAUUACACACGAUGAAAAAAGAUACCCCAGUCCUGAUGAAUUCAAGCCAGAAAGAUUUCUUCAUGAAGAUGGGUCGCUCACUAGCGACAUCAUGCAUUUAGGCUUUGGCUUUGGUCGCCGGAUGUGUGUGGGACGGCAUGUCGCAGAAGCAUCACUUUGGAUCGCGAUGACGAGCUUCCUCGCCAUGUUCUCAGCCCACAAGGCCCUUGAUGAACAUGGCAUGGACAUCCCCGUCAUUCCGAAGUUCUCUACAGGUCUCAUCGUGUUUGCAUAAUGUCAUUCAUCUCCGAGAGUAGUCUACUGAUUUUUUUGUUUUUUCCAGUCGUCCGGAGAAAUUUCCUUGUCGCUUUGUCCCGCGAUUUCCUGAUACAUCUUUGAAAACACUGACGCACUUGACUGGUUUAGAUUCGUGUGUCGACAUCGCAAAUGUGGUGUAAAUGCGUAGUAUACAAGUCACGGAUAUCAUGUGUGAUCGAGUCUUUAUGCAGUUUGUUGAUGCGAUUGGGGCAACUGCAUGAUGAGGUGGAGGAGUGUUGAGUGCUUGAUGUCUAUCCAUCUCUGAGGCGUGCACCUCAGCUACACUUGCUGCACAAGUGGGCACUAUUCUCGCCUGAAAGGUUUCACUGCAAGCUUUGAUGCAGAUGUGUC